AGGAAAGGAAACGCUUCACAAUGCUUGGCCCCAAAGUCCAGGUCAGCAUGCGCACAAGCACGGCGCACUCGCUGGCCACCACCAUAAACCACGCGCGCAAUCGAAAACGUCGAAAGCACGUCCGUAAUCGCCCCCAGCGAGCGAUCGCUCGGGAGCUUCCAAGCCCAAUCCUUUUCGCUCUUCGGGUUCGCCCAUGGCAGCUGGCAUCCACGUCGAGGAAGACGACGACGAGGGCUUCGGGGACUUUGCCUUCGCCACCAGCUCCGUGGCCGCCGCCUCCGUUUCCAGCAACGGCCGAGUCUCCGCCUCUCAGAACGACGACGACUGGUCCGAUUUUGUCAGCUUUGGUCCGAUCUCUUCUUCUAAACCCAUCACCGAUCCUUCGAGCAACUCGAGAUCGUCGGCGAAAAUGCCCGAUUUCUUCGCAGAUCGAUCGGUAGAACCGCAGGCCUGUGCUCCGGCGCCAAGUAGCACGAAUUCACCGGAUGCCCAGUGGCUGAAGCUUAAGCGAGCUAUACCGUUGUCGAUAUUCGGGGAAGAGGAGGAGAAUGAGGGAGAACCUGACGCAGCCGAUCCUUCAGUGGCCGAUGCUAGUCACGCGUCAAAGCUUGCAAAUGGUCAUUCGGUGAAGAGGGGUUCCGAUUUGAACGUCGGUGUCGGAUUGAACGAAUUAUUAUCUAAUCUGUAUGAUCGGAGCCCGAAAGUCGGUAAUCAAAAUGGAACGGAGACGGACCAUAACGCAAACUCGGUGGUAAACGGUCAGGAUCUGAACGUUGAAGCUCAAAGUGGGUCGAAUCUGAAGUUGAGUUCGAACGGAAUAGACUCCUCUGUGCUUAACGGAAAUGGUGAGUUAGCUGAUGAUGAAGAGUGGGAAUUUAAGUUUGUGGAUGCGGAAAGCGUGUCUGACGACCAGAACAUUAAGGAAAAGCAGAACAAAGUUGAGAAUGAUGCAGCUGAGAAUGUGAACGUGUCCAUUUCGAGUGGCAAUGGUUGGAAUUUUUUACAUGUUUCCACUCCGAACUUCGACAUGCUGAAGUCAGGCAUUAAUGGGCUUGUUAUUGAUUCUGUUAGAAAAGAGGAGGAUAUAGGCAACGAUUUUGGUUGGGAAUUCAAAGGUGCAGAAUUUGGAACUCAAUUUAAUCAGGAGAACUGUAAGGGUAAUGGGGCAACAUUCAGAAGUUCGCAGACGAUUGAAGCCGCUUUUGAUUUUAGCAACAGUGCACACGGACAAUCCGAUCUGUUUGUCUCAUCAAAGCAGAUUGCUGAUAAAUUUGUCAUGUCAAAUUCUGUGUAUGACUUGAGCCCAAGUCCCAAGAUUGACCUGAAAGGCACCAAUCAUGAAGUUAAUUUCAAUAAAUUUGAUGGAGUUGCCGAAACUGAGGAAAACGAUUGGGACUUUAGGUGUGCAUCUUCAGAAACUGGUUCAAGUUCUCAGGAUGAUCUGAAGCUCGCUGAUAACGGAGCAAAGACAAUUACAAUGGAGAGGAGUGCUAACUCUGCUGAAAAUCUUCGGGAAUUUAAGGACACCUUAUCAGAAGCUGCAUCAAAGCAUGAGAAAAAUGAGAAACAUCAAGGGAAUGGGAAAAAGGAAGCCCUGCCACUGUCUCUUUUUGGUGAUGAAGAUUUGGAGAAAGAAGAUACAAUUGUUCCUGGAGACGCUUUUAUCAAAGAACCUGCACCUGAUACAAGAGAUAGGACUAAGCUAACUCCAGGAACAUCCAUCAAUGAUCUCAUAUCCAGUCUGUACAGUGAAUCCAUGCCGAAUGCUCCUGCAGCUGAUGUUAAAAAGCUGAGUGAGGGUGCACUGAAUACCACCUGGACAAAUUUGGAACCAGAUUCAGCAAUCCAAGAGGACGACUUUGGUGAUUGGGAUUUUCAGGAUGCCUAUACACCAAGAGGAGAUGAACCUCAGAGCCUUGGCACAAGUACUCAAUGGCUAAGUAUCGAUGGGUCGAAUCCAAGCCACACUGUGCCAGUGUCCAGAUUAAAUAAUAAUUUAAACGUCUUAGAAGAUAUUUCUUGGGAGCAUGAGGAUGUCUAUUGUGGGACCAAAUCUGCAGAAAUCUCUAUGACCAGUCCCAUGGAUUCACUUCAAAGUUUUCGCAUUGAAUUAAAACCUGAUGAUCUUGUUCAAUUCUAUGGCAAUUUGAAGGAUGAGUUGUGCCUUGUUGCUCGCCGCCGUCUAAAUCAGCUGAAGGAGGCACAGGGCCCUGUUGAUCUUGCUGGUGAAAAUGCGAAGGCAAAAGCUCAUGAUGAGGAAAUUCAGGAGCUUCAUGAUGAGCUGCUUUCAAACAACUCUUUCUUGCAACUGCCCUCAGAUAAUAUAUCUGAGAGAGAUAUCAGCAUCAGUACAUUUCUUGAAGUCUUAUCUGGUGAAAAGUUCCAUGUGAUUGAGGCAGAGUAUAGCUUGUCGAGUAGAUUGUCAUCGGUAGAGAGAGAUUUAAAGUCACUGGUUGAACUCUUAAGGCAUGUAGCCUUGGUACUCAAAAUCUUGAAAUUCGGAUCAGCUGAGGAGCAAUCUAAAUAUGUUUCCACAUGGUCUAAGAUGAUCUCUGCUUGUGCUCGAGAGCUAAAGCAUGGAGCCUUAAUAUGGAAGCAAGCUCUGGGGAAGAAUGUUUCCCAUCAAAUUUUAUCUGACAAAGAAGGCAAGCAGCAUAUACUUGCACUUGGAGAAGUUUACAGAGCCGUCGGAGUUCUUGGGGCCUCAGCCAUGUUAUACAAACCAUGGAUUCUUCUUAAUUAUAGAGAUUUCUCUGGCAUGUCUGCUCUUUUAGAUGAAUGUACUACUAUAUGGUCCAGUUCAGGCCUCGAAGAAGCUCUUCAAAGCAUAUCCGAUCCUCUGGAGUUCCAAUAUGAGGAGACCGUCAAGGCUUUAUUGGAGUCCAUCAAACAUGUUUACACUCUCGAUGUAGGUGUACUUCAGAAGGCUAUUUUUUCUUGCGAAGAACCUGUUUGCCGUUUGUCCCUGUUGAAUCCAGGAACAGUGCCAGGUAUGAAAAUGAUCGUCUGGGACGAGGAGCAAUAUUUUCUCAAACUUGCUAAUCUAUGGGCAAAUUUGAUCAGCCGUGAUCCUCCAGAAUUGCCGUGUAUCAAGAUUCAUGGAUCAUGACGCGACGGUUGCCGGUCCGUCAUUCUGAUUCCCCACAAACAAGGCAUCAAUGGCAAAAACCAUAAAUGCUCCGAGAAAGUACGCACUAUACGGCGUCUUAGUGUGGCCGAAAUUCAUUCCCAUUCUUUCUCUCUUAGGCCCAUAAUUAGGGUGGAGGAGAGUCUUCUCCAAAGUAAAUUCUUUUUGGUCAUGAGUGUUGUAGCAUUGGUCGGAAUUGUUGUAGCAUAGUCGGCUUGAAUAGUUGCCACAUUCUCCGUAUAACAAUACAAGUGCUUCGAGUGAAAAUGAGAUGGGGAUUGCACCACUUUCAGUGCAUUGUGUAUUUCCCUUGUGUUGGAGACAUUUGAUGAUUCUGAUCUCCAAAAAUCUGUCUAGUUCUUUAUAAUUAGGUCUGUUUAUUUC
Rhodamnia argentea is the source of this 3511-nucleotide messenger RNA. RefSeq lists its product as uncharacterized. The transcript has 10 exons. Bases 194 to 3109 code for a protein of 971 amino acids. The record is from RefSeq and is a predicted model, not a curated record. Lineage: Eukaryota; Viridiplantae; Streptophyta; Magnoliopsida; Myrtales; Myrtaceae.